AUGCGCCUCGCCUUCGGUGGGCUUCUUGUCAUCUUGCCACAUGCAUCAGCUGUAUGCGCGGGCGCGUCUGCGGCGGAAGAUACUGCCGGCCCAAACUGCAACCUUGACAAGCGACCCCAGCAACCUGCGCUCCAUAACCGAUCCGGCCCAGCGGACUCACCGGACGACAGGGACAAGAGGGUUUGGGAGGAGAUCAAGGCAGGUGAUGCGAUGGACAUCGCUGCAGGUCGGAUUAGCAGCCUGGUCGUGGGUGCCAUCAAAGGAGACUCUGGUGACAAGCUCGCCAAGUCUGCUUUGUCUUCCGUUUUGGAUCUGGGGGUUGCUGCGAUAAGCGCCAAAGCCCCUUUUGUGGGGCCGUUCGUCGACAUCGGCAUCACCAUUUUCAAGGAUCUCGUACUGGUCUCCUCGCCACCUCCUCCUUUGAUGACAGAGGACGACGUCAAAAAGAUGCUUGAGAAGUUCCAGGUUCGUGCAGGAGGAUACCAUCAGGCUGGUUGCCCCCUGGUUGGGCGGAAGGCAGCCCUGGAGCCACAAGCCGCCUCCCCGACCACUCUCUGCCCGUCCAGAAGUGGCUUUGAGGUGACCGUGGCCUUCAUCUACUUCUUCGUGCCCGCUAUGUUGCAAGUCCAGCUCCUGGAUUGCGAGGCACUCCCGAUGCACGAUCAAAGCGACCGCAAAUCCGAGCAGUUUCUAAUCCGUGGGACCACCCUUAAGCGCGCGAAGGAGACGACUCGCUGGAUGGUGGACAACGCCCUGGGGCAUCGCCUGGGCCAGAUCCACUCCGUCGAAAGCCAACGCGACGACAAGGACAUGGUUUGUUUGGACAGCCACAUGGAGUAUACGCGCCGCAGGCAGCAACACAUGAAAGAGAAGGUUGGACGCCUUCAGGCGGCUUAA
This is a messenger RNA of Symbiodinium sp. CCMP2592, 897 nucleotides long. The record is from the annotation of a GenBank genome assembly. Lineage: Eukaryota; Dinophyceae; Suessiales; Symbiodiniaceae.